Molecule: messenger RNA, 3987 nt
Organism: Siniperca chuatsi (mandarin fish)
Lineage: Eukaryota; Metazoa; Chordata; Actinopteri; Centrarchiformes; Sinipercidae
Product: FILIA-N KH-like domain-containing protein
Exons: 4
Coding region: 410-1375 (321 amino acids)
Source: RefSeq, a predicted model, not a curated record
AAGUAGCAUGAAAAGAUAAAACUCAAGUAAAGUACAAGUACCUCAGACUUGUACUGAAGUGCAGUACUUGAGUAAAUGUAGUUACUUUCCACCAAUGAUCAGCUUGACAAAACAUUUGUGUCCGUAGAUUAUUAUUUUUUUAAUAUUCUGGCAUCGCUCAAAAAAACCCCACACAUUUUAUUCUGACAUCUAAACUGGCAGCACAUUUAUAUCCUGUAAGGGCUUUUAUUUUGAAGCGCACCCGGAAGUGUGGUCGCCCCUCACCGCGUGUACCUUUGUGUGGUCAGCUGGGUUAGAUUGUGUUGGGAGGAGGGAGGCAGCUCAGUGUGUGUGUUGAUCAGGCUGCAGUCACACACCUGAAAACACACUUUUAACUUUUUAAACUUUUUUCAUUCACAAAACCUCCAUCAUGGAUCUGGACCCGACCAUCAUCAUCCCGGCGGUUCUCUUCACCGUCAUCGCCAUUUAUUUCGCUUCAUCGCUCCUGAGCAAGAAGCCCGACGCCGCCUCCUCCUCCUCCUCCUCAGCCGGGAACAAGAAGCCCAAAGUCGGCUACGGAGACGACACCCCUCCGUCCAGAGCUCUGGGAGAACAGCUCCGCCCCGCGCCCGCAGCCUCCCCGGCGCCAGAGCCUCCAGCUCCGGCUGUGGAGGACAUCGGAGCCGCUGAGAAGAUCCAGGACUCACAGCUCCAGGCUGUCCCAGAACCGGUAUCAGCACCAGAACCUGUCCCAGAACCAGUAAAAGUACCAGAACCUGUCCCAGAACCGGUAUCAGCACCAGAACCUGUCCCUGAACCACUAAAAGUACCAGAACCAGUCACAGUACCAGAGACCGUACCAGAACCAGAAACUGUUCCAGAACUAGCUGCAGCACCAGAACCUAUCCCAGAACCAGUAUCGGUCCCCGAACCUGUCCCAGAACCGGUAUCAGUACCCGAACCUGUCCCAGAACCUGUUGCAGUGCCCGAUCCAGAGCCUGUGGCCGAGUCUGAACCAGUAACUGAAGCGGUCCGGCAGCCUGUGGCUGAACCUGAACCUGAGCAGUCCUCACCUGAGCUGAUCCCUGGAGCAACAGAAGACCGUCUGCCGACCCCUGAACCCGUCGCAGAGGCAUCGCCCGAGCCUGAACCAGAACCUGAACCAGAGACCGUCCUGGACGAUGUGGCUGCAGCUGAAGACAAGGUGAAGUUCACUCCGGGAAAGAAACAGAGCAAGUUUGAGACGCUGAUGACCAAGGAGGAGAUCGAGGAGGAGCAGAGGGUGCAACAGGAGCAGCUGGCGGCCAUCUUCCUGCUGCUGAGGGAGAACCAGGAAGUGCUGGGGGAGGUGACGGAGGGAGACAUGGAGGAGCAGCUGAAGCUGUACUCCCUCUGAGACGCCGUCCGUCCUUUCCGGGACUCCAUCCCUUUCUGCAGUGUACAGUUACCACGACAACGCUAAAUCACAAAACUUGAAUGUAAAAUACUGUAGAUUUACGUUUUAAAGAUGAAAUCUGUAACUUGUUUUAGUUAAAAAUGUCUUCUACAUUGUGGUGUUUCUUUAGACGUUCAGACAGACACAUUUUAAUGUGGCUGGACUGAAGGAAAAGAUCUAAUUGCAAUUUUCUGAUCAAUGUUGCGAUUAUUGGUAACGCUUUAGAUUACAGCCCGCAGAUUGCAGUGUUAUUAUUUAUUUAGUAUUUAGUAUGGGAAGUCAAUAAAUUCCUUGGGACAAAUAUGUAAGCACGAGGGGAAAAGACAAGAGGUUUCGAGAAUAAAUUAUUACACUGGAAUAAAUAAAUGACACUGUAGGUAAAUUGCAGAUGACCUAAUUCAUAAUUACAGGGUAUAAUAUUAUUAUUGUGUAAAACGAGGCUGGAAAAAUGGGGGAAACAAGGUAACUGUUUUAAUAUUACAAAGAAAGUACGUAUGGUAUCAUUUAUUUUAGAAAUAUGAUAUAUUUACAAUUUUACUUUGGGGAAUUAUUAUGUAAAAAGUAUUUUAAAUACAAAGUGUUUUUUAUUAUUUAAAUGGUAAGGCUACAUAACAUUAGCCUCAGAGGAAGGCUGUAGCUGUCGUGAUGUAGUUUUGGGAUCCAUCUGACAAUUAAGAUCAUGAUCAUGAAGGAAUAUAUACUUUCUCUCAAACAAACGUUAUUGUGGUAUGAGUCAGCAGCUGUUCAUAAAUUCAAACUGAGCCUCGUGCUAACGUCGGUGUUACGAAGUGCAGUUUUAUCAUCACUAAAUUAAAACUGGUUGCACCUCACAAACUAGUUCUUAUGUAGAAAUUAGUUGCCACUAAUAUAUAUAUAUAUAUAUAUAUAUAUAUAUAUUAGCCGUUAGCUAACUGAACCAACUGGCAAAGCUAACGUUAGCAUGCUAAUAACUGAGCCGUUUAGAGUGAUGAGUAAAAGAGGUGAUAUGGAGCUCGGUCGACGUCUCUGACCUGAAACUUGAUGAAUGCUGUUUAAUAACGACGUCAGUCUUGAAGGUUUUAAAUUGCACUUCACAAAAAUAACACAACAUACCUCAAAUUAAGAAACAUUAUGCUAAUAACAUUUGACUAAAUGGCAGUUAGCUUAGCAUAAUCAGAUAUUUCUCUCUCAAAGACUGUAUGAAUACUACUAACUCUGAAACACACAGAUUUCUCCAUGUAUGCAGACACAAAUAAAACUAAAGUAAUACUUUACAAAGAUGUAUCUUUUGCAGUACUUGUGCUAGCUUAUGAUGCUACAGUGAUUUCCUGUUUACAUAGUUGAUUGCUCUUGAUUGGACAGCGCUACAGAUGUUUCCUAGCAACCAAUUUAAACAUUCCUAAAGUCUUUACUAGCUGAGACAUUUCUUAAGUUUUAAUGGUGCAACCUGAUUUAGUAAACCACUAGUUUGAAACUAGCUAGUAGCUACUGAGAACUUAGGAAGGACGUUAUGUUCAGACUUAGAAAUGGAUUUGCUGCAACCUAGUCCGGGUAAUUAACGUAAGUUAGUAAAUGUAAAGUACGUACUGCACUGGUUGCCUGGCAACCUCACGGUGACAAGACUCCAGGAAGUUACAGCUCCGGGCCAAGAAACACCCGUUAAGUCAAUGUGUUGUUUUUAAACUUUUUGGUCUUUUUGAGGGUUAAACAAACGAGAUAUAACGUGUUAAUUUGUUACCUCUGGACAGAGCCAGGCUAGCUGUUUCCCCCUGUUCCCAGUCUUUAUGCUAAGCUAAGCUAAACGGCUGCUGGCUGUAGCUUCAUAUUUACUGUACUGACAUGAGAGCGGCAUCAAUCUGAACAUCUAACUCUCAGCAUGGAAGAGAAUAACUGUAUUUCCCAAAAUGUUUAAGCAAUAGUUUUAUUGUUAUAUUACCUGAUGUUUAUCUUCCCAUUGUUUUUCCACUAAAACAGUUUCUGUUUGUUGAUCCGCAGAUUAGAAAACUAUUGGUGGUGGUUUUCAUUAGAACGAAUGGAGUGCCUUGUUAUUUUCUGGAUUUCAUCUUGAGGUUUGAAGCUCUCGCGUCACCAAAGACGAAUAAAAAGAGCUCAAACUUUCUUCUGCAGUCUUCAUCCUGUCACCACAUCUCGACACUGUAAAGAAAACGUAACAGACUUUAUUUUUAAAAUAUUAAGACUUUUCUCUCAAAAUAAAAUGGGUUUUUUAUCUUGAAAUAUUACGAUAUUAAUCUUGAAAUAUUUAGGACUAACAAUUCGGUCUUUUUCUCUCAAAAUUUUACGACUAAUAUCAAAAUGUUUCAACUUUAUUCUCAAAAUAACACUGGCUUUAAUAUGCGUAUCGUAGUUUCUCUGUUUAAGAGAAUGAUUUUAGAAAAACCUCUUAAGGACAUAGGCUUGUAUAGCAACUGUAAGUGCUGCAUUUUGGGUAAUGUAGUGUUUUCUAACUGUCUUUAACUGGAUCACAAGUUCUCUGACAGCUGAUGUUUAAAGACUCUGCUUUUGUGUGUUUUUUUUUUUAUUUUGAGUUUUAUUUAAAAUUAACUGUGUAAAGAUUUUUUUCACGACAAUAAAUA